Messenger RNA from Oncorhynchus gorbuscha (pink salmon), 9341 nucleotides. RefSeq names its product histone-lysine N-methyltransferase SETD5-like. The coding region runs from base 2662 to 7425 and encodes 1587 amino acids. The record is from RefSeq and is a predicted model, not a curated record. The transcript has 24 exons. NCBI's taxonomy places the organism in Eukaryota, Metazoa, Chordata, Actinopteri, Salmoniformes, Salmonidae. Gene Ontology annotation, molecular function: protein binding.
GAGAGUGAAAUGAUUUUAUUAGUUGUGUAAUUAUUCUGAUUAGCUUUUUCAGACUAUAGAAAUACACUUAAGGUUGACGUGCGCUACAGCAUCUCUCUAAUGGCUGCCGCGUUCACAUGUCGGAUUGAUCGGAGGAAUGUCUUGGAUCGUUCACGUGUUCCGAGCGAACACAAUAAGAAAUCCGAAAUCGCGGCCAGCAUGUGGGAAAGAUCGUUGUCCAUGAGAUUAAAGCCGAGUUUCCUAGUUGUAAUUACAAGGGCAUUCAUGUGCAUUUUCCCUAGUAGCAAGCGAGCUACCCUUGACAAGUAAUGCCGCGUUCCUGUCUUGUAUGAAACUCGAGCCCUCCAUUUUAAAAUUAAUGUCAUAUUUACGUUGAGCUUCCAAUCGAUUUAUUCCGGUACAUCACAAGUGGAAACUCUGGAUCCGACUCUUCAGCAAAUCGGACAUUUCGGGAGUUUCCGACAUAAGGUAUAAUGAUCGAUAUCAGCAGAGCAGGGGAACCCAAAUACAGCCUGUGAAAAGUACGUCAAGAAUGUAGGGAUGGUCUUUCAUUCCCUUAAUUCAGCCUGACCGAUGAAUAACAAGGCCCUUCUAAAAUUAAAAUAUAGAUUUUAAAAUUAAUGUAUGUUGGAACGUUCCAUGCGAUUGAGCAGUAUUCCAGAAGAGGCCAGAGGCAACUAUAAAAGAGCUGGGAACUCACAGAUCUAUGUAGACAAAACCGAAUGAAUCGUUGGUUUAUUCAGUUCAAUCUUAAUUUACAUCGCGCAGAAAUAUACUACGUAUGUCAAAUGGAUCAGUUCUAUUCACUAAAAUGUCAUUUGUGUGCUUGUGGUUACGUUUGUUACCUAAUGUCAAACUGCAUUGUAUAGAGUAGAAUUUCUGAGUAAAAUGAAGGUAUACAUUUUAGAAACAUGAACGUUCUAUCUUGCAGUCUUUUUUCUUUCUAUCUUGCAGUCGUCUCCGCAUUUUAGACCAUUGCAACAUAACGUUAGCAUUUAUAACUUUUUCUAUUCCAAAUUUUUCUCUCAGGUCCAUGAUAAGAAAUAAAGAAGCCAAUCGCAUGCAAUCUUAAUUCUAUUCAUUAUUCCUCAAACGCAGUUAUUUAUUUAACCGAUGAAGGAUAAUGGAAGCGGAAUCUUCAAUGCUUUGCAUAUACUCGUAAACGAGGUCAAACGCGAACAGCAAAAUGUAGCCUAAAAUCUCUAUAAUCGAAAGAAAAGUAUAUUUAUUGUGAAACCGCUAUCGAAUGUUGGUUGAUUAUAAUAAAAUACGAUACAUGAAAAACCUAUUCUUCUCGCCAAAAUUCCCUUAUUGAUAAUGACGAGCCAUUCGAAUAGAUGGAACUUUCGUGAAGUGUGUCCUUGACUAUCCCCGCUUAAGAGUGCAGUUUUGAAUUCGGGCUGCGCAGUAUGAGGGACCAGGGGUAAUACGAACAACCCUGGUCAAUUUCCCUGUCCAAUCCCUUGCCAGAUCCUACAAGAACGACACCUCAUAUUCCAUUCAUGACACUUUAGGUGGGGCUGACCUCUGUCGUAUUCCCUGGUAUGGGGCACUAGAGACCCCGUGUAGCUAAGGUUGGCUACUCUGUUUCGGUAUGUAACGAAGGCUUUCCCCUUUGCGUUGAAAAUACAUACAUAAAAACCUUCAAGCAAUAUAAUCCCUCUAUAAAAUAAUCAAAUAAAUCCUCGGCCUUUUCAUUUAAUUACUUGAGCAUUUCCCCCAUAUUGUAGACACGGGUCCGCUUUUUGUAUAAAAUUCUCCCGAAUCAAUCCACUCUACCGACACUUGCGAUCACUCUCGUGUGCCACAACUACACAUGGCAAAAUCCGAAUGCGCUUCAGCAACCCUUCCUAGAAAAAAGUCACACCCUCUUGGCAUAGACAACAGCUAAAUUCGGCGCCCUAUUUGACCAAUGGCUUGCUCGUACAGCAAUGCUGUCCUUUGACAGGCACUUCAUUGACCAAUAAUAUAUUGGAGGUAGGACAUCAGUGCAAAACCCGCCCUAGUAAUGAGCCCCUGCAUCAUUGCCCGUGAAACCCCGUGGCACCGUUGUGUGUCAGACAGUUUCGCUGGGACCCGCGAUCUAUGCCGGCGAAGAGGGGGAUGGGCGCCACUGCGAAUGUUAGGACCCGAGACAGAAUCAUAGCCCUGUACUACUACCACAUAGAGCUGCAUAUACCCCUUUAUAAAUAUCGAUUGUAAAUAAUAUACAGCACCAUAAUAAAUGGAUUAAACCACCCUGGAUUCAACAUAUACACUCGAUGGAAAUACGGUGCCCAAGCAGGACAGGGAAUUAAACGUUCAACCUUUACGUGGGGGAGAUUUAGAAGUUUGUUUCCUACACCAGAAGAGGGAGCUACCAAGGGGGGCAAAGGAUAACAGGAGACUCCGAGGCCGAGUUUGAGGCCUGGUUCGAUUUGAUGUUGGAAUACUCGAAGAUCUGCAGACAACACAGGAGGAUACUUAGUUCGUACUGGGUUGGAAUGUCUCACUAGGUCUCCCCAUGUCCGUGAGCCGUCGGCUGCGGCUUUGCGGCACCCCACCCCUAGAGUGGUCUGUCGCUGCAGUUCGGACCCCGUGAUCCCUCUCCCGCCCCCCCCCCUCCCCUCCCCCCUCCUCAUCCCUCCCCUCGUUCCCCUCCUCAUCGCUGUGCAGGACGUCAUGAGCAUAGUAAUCGCGCUGGGAGUCACCACACCAGAAACGUCCUACUCAGAUAUGGCUGCUGGAUCAGACCCUGAGUCAGUGGAAGCAAGUCCUGCAGUGAACGAGAAAAACUACCCCAACCACAACUGUGGGAGUGCACACAGUCAUGGGUAUCGAGGACUGCCAUAUACUAUGCAACAGUCUUCCGUUGUGUGUUGUCAGGAUCACAACUAUGGCGCACCCCCUCCCCCCACCCCGCCCGCCUCCCCGCUCUCCCAAACCAUCAUUCCCCGCAUGGAGCUCAACCCCUCCUCCCGCUACCAUGACAACGCCACCAAUGGCGGCCAGGAGGAGAACUCUGCCGACAGCGAAAGCUCGUCGGAGGAAGACGGGGCUGUGGCCAGCUGGUGCCACUGCAGCCUGACGCAGGAUGGCUUCCUCAUCAAGUGCGAGAGCUGCAGGGGGCUGGACAGAAGGAAAGGACUGUAUGGCCAACGCAGGAAACCAGAAAAUGUAUCAGUGGGCGAGAGCAGUGCCACGGAGAGCGGCGACGAGGAGGUGUCGCCCGCCACAGUGUCCUACACGGCCACACAGCACACGCCCACCAGCAUCACGCUCACUGUCAACCGCGUCAAGCGGAACAAGUCCAAGAAGAGGAAGAAGAGCACGGAGAAGGCCCGCGGAGUGCCCAAGGGCAAGAAGAUCAAGGCCUUCAGAGAGGGUUCUAGAAAGUCCAUGAGGAUGAAGAACUCCACGACGGAGGCCAGCGCGGUGGACGAGACUACAGCGGAGGGCUGGGAGAGCCGCAUCCGCCAGUGGACGGACCAGUAUGAGGAGGCUACAGCCAACCAGUACAGCGCCGAUGUCCAGAUGCUGCUCCAGCUGCACCGUGCCGUUACCGCCGAGGGCGUGGCGAGUGAGACUACCUCACCGGCCCAGGUCAACGCCUCGGCGGACGCCAUGGACACAAUUAACCGUACAGAGCUGGCGUGCAACAAUACGGUGCUGGGUUCUCAGAUGCAGUUACAGCUGGGGCGAGUGACUCGUGUGCAGAACCACAGGAAGGUCCUACGGGCGGCAAGGGAUCUAGAGCCAGACACCCUGAUCAUCGAGUACCGGGGCAAGGUCAUGCUGAAACAGCAGUUUGAGGUCAACGGACACUUCUUCAAAAAGCUCUACCCCUUUGUGCUGUUCUACUCCAAAUUCAACGAGGUGGAGAUGUGCGUGGACGCACGGACAUUUGGGAAUGAUGCACGCUUCAUCCGGAGGUCCUGCACGCCCAACGCAGAGGUUCGGCAUAUGAUCGCCGAGGGCAUGAUCCACCUCUGUGUCUACGCUGUCACGCAGAUCCCCAGAGACGCAGAGGUCACCAUCGGCUUUGACUAUGACUUCAAUAGCUGUAACUAUAAGGUGGACUGUGCCUGCCACAAGAACAACCAGCAGAACUGCCCUGUGCAGAAGCAUAACCUGAACCCGCGCGAGACCCUAGGCUGCCCCGGCACGGGUUCGCUGCCCCCACCCUCCCAGCUCACAGGGCACACGGGGGCAGAGACGCGGCGGCGGAAGGCCCGGCGGAGAGAGAUAGAAGGGUCAGGCGGCGGCCCAGGACUGGGUGGGAUGUCGGACGACAGUAACCAGCCGCCUGAGGAGAGUGGUGAGGUCCGGGAGACGCUGCAGGGCAACGGCAGCCUGGGCAACAGCGAUGUUGAGCUGUGUGUGAAUCUUAGUGCAAAGGAGGGCCUCCUCAAGCAGGAGGAAGGAGAGGAGGGCGAGCUGGACCAGAACGGAGUCCUCAUCUCCACUAGACAGAAGAGGACGUCUACCACAGGGGGCAUAGAUGAGCCCAAACAGGAGGGCCUGGAUUGCGAGGAGUGGAGCAGAGGGAACCCCACAGGGAGUAACCCCACACCCCACCAAGCAGGGGUGGGGAUAAGCACCCGUCGUGCAACUUGCACGACUGAACCAUCCUCAGCAGCCGAUGCAGACAAGACUCAGACGUCCGCCGCUCCCCUCCCGGCCCCCCUUGCUCCCCCCAAGCCUCCCCCGGCCCGCACCUCCAAGCCCCGGCCUAAGAGCCGUAUCUCGCGCUACCGCUCCAGCUCGUCACAGCGCGCCCGGCGCCAGCGGCAGGCCCUGGCCCAGCAACAGGCGGCCCUGGAGCAGGGGAUGGCAGCUGAGAUGCAGGAGAGCCCCCUGGGGGCCCCUGGUUCAGAGCUGGGCCUGGUGGACGGGGCACUGGGAGUUGGGCAGGUCUUAGACGGAGACGGCCUGAGUGCUCUGAACAAGGGCAACCUGCCCAAGACCAAGAAGUAUCUGGUGACAGAGUGGCUGAAUGACAAGGUGCUGGACAAGGCAGCCCAGCAGGAGGUGCCCACUGUGGAGCGGCAGCUGCGCAUCACCACCGACCCCACGGUGCUGGCCACCACCCUCAACAUGCUGCCGGGCCUGACUGCCUCGCCACUCAUCUGCACAGCGCCCAAGCACUACGUGCGCUUUGGCUCGCCCUUCAACCCCGAGCGACGGCGCCGGCCCGUCAGCGUGGACGCAGCCUACGGCUCCUUCAAGAAGAGAUGGAUCCAACAGGCCCAGUGCGAGAGUGGGCCGUGCUCGGGAGGCCUGGAGGACGGCACCGAGUCCACCUCUUCUCACCAAAGUAACAGCAGCAGCUCCACCCCCAACCCUUUUAAAGCAGAACUGGCGGCACCCCCCAAGAAGCGGCGGUCCAUUUACGGCCCAGAGGCGGAGGCGGCUCCACCACUUCCCGGCUCAGAAGAACACAGUCUGCUACUGCGGCCCCUAUCACCCAUCACGCCCCCGUUGCCCUCAGACCACCCCUUACUCAGCCCCGCCUCCUACGCUGCCCCCGCGCUGCUGGGUCGUUACGGCGACGAGGAGCACCGGCUGUCCAACGGCUAUUCACCGCUGCCCUCGCUGCCCACCAGCCGCUGCAACACGCCGCUGCAGUUUGAGAACAUAUCAUCUCCAGAGGCCUCUCCUGUGCACAGGCCGGAGUCCAUCUCUCCAGAGCCGUGCCUGCGGCCCGACUUUGACGCCCAGUGCUGCGCCCUGCAGUUUCCAGACCUCUCCCUGUCCUCGGGCCUGGAGAGCCCCGUGCCUGCCAUGUCGGAUGACUUCACUCUCCUCUUGGCAACGGGGCCUCCUCCCGACACACAGGGGCCGCUCACCCCCUUGACACCGGGUACCCCCUCCGAGUCGGCCCUGCAGGCCAGAGAGCAGAGCUUCAGGACGGAGUUCAACCUCAUCUACACCUGCUCCCCACUCAACGCCAACCUGGGAAACCUCGCCCCUGCUGCCCCCACUGACAGGCGCAUCAGCCAAUCAGAGGGCAGCUAUUCCCCGGCCGAGUCCUUCUACAGCACCGUGAGUGGCCAGGGGAUCCUGGCGGAGGCGGGGUCUGACUCGCUGUCGCCCUACGGCGAGCCGCACUUUGGCGGCAGCUACCCGGAUGGCGGCACGCCACCCCACCACACCAGCAACCCACCACAGAAGAAGAAGAGGGCCAUCCUGCAAACCGUUAGUCUGCUGACAGGACAGCCAGAUUACCAGGCUAUAGCAGUAAGACGUGAAUACAAGACAGUACAAAAUAUGGUGUCUCUGCUGGAGUACCGUAAGAGGAAGCAGGGGAGCAGCAGGGACCCCGAGCACGGGGGCAGCUCCCUGGGCACCCCCACCUGCCUCGGCUCCGUCUGUGCCAGCGCCGAGUCCCCCAGAGGCCCCCAUUCCCUCCACUUGCAGCCCUCGUCCUCCCCCCACAGCUCCUUCUCCUCCCCCCCCCAGAUGGAGGAGGUGAGCCCCCCAGAUAACCACCACCACACCACCACCUCCCACGCCCCGGGACCACCACAGCAACAGCAGCCCAGAGAUCAGGAGAGCAUCAGCCACUGGAUGGUGCCCACAACAGUAGAGCGGCUGAGGGAGGGCCAGGGAGUCUUAGAGCGGGUACUGAGGGGCUCCCUCAAGAUGGACCGCGUGCUGAAGAGGACGGAUGGCUCGGCUGCUGAGAAGGACCCUGAUGUAGACCGGUAUGAGAUCCAGACAGUUCCCCUGGCCUCUCCCAUGAAGAGCCCACAGACAUACAGCCCGUCUGUCUACACUUACCAGGUGCAGCCCCCCUUAUUGGAGAGCCACCAGCAGACAGUGGACAGUCCAGCCUUCCUUCAGCAAAGCGUGUCCUCUCCAUUCCAUGGCUCCUACAGCCCCUCGGCUCCCUUUCCCUCAGUUCAGGGCUUCUACCCUCGCCUGUCUCAAGACCACUCGCAGCAUCAUCCACAACAGCCACUCAACUCCUCGCCCUCCUUCCCCAACCAGACAACCUCCUCUGCAGACUCAGCCCUAUGUGGGGCUUCCAGACCACCAGGAGGCGCUCUGCACCAGUCGAGCGGCAGCAGCAGUAUGGACGGGUCCCACACGUACAGCGCCGGGAGCCAGCUAAAAGCAAGCCUCUUGAACAGCGGGUUGUCAGGGUCUCCUACCCCUGGCUCCAGGGCUCACGGCAACCCUAAAACAGACUUUGGCGCCAGUGUGGCGGGGAACCACACCUCCAGACUGAGCCAGCAGCUGGCGUCCCGGAGCCUGAAACCAGGCAGCCCCGGUCAGACGGUGCUGCAGGCCGGCUCCAGGCUUCUGGCGGCCACCGCCGGCCAACACUACCCGCAACGCGGGGGCACCACUCAGUCCGUUCCAGCACCCCCCCAUACAGGGGCCAGGAGUAAGGACACAGUCAGGAAGCGUUUAGGAUGUUGUGUGUGUGUUUUUGAGUGAGUGAAAUGGUGUACCUCCUCUCCUAAACCUUCUGGAGAAACUAGGUUUGGGGAUAUGUACAGACCUCCGAGGAGCCACGACUCUGCUUCUUGUAUUUCUCCUUAUUUUCUGUCUUUCUUGCGGAAAACGAUUUACUGUGUUCUGCGGAAAACAAUUUACUGUGUUCUGCGGAAAACAAUUUACUGUGUUCUGCGUCAAGCUAAUCGAGGAACUUCAACAUCCUCAAGGAAUCAAUGGAAAAAGAGGAAGAAAAUACAUGUUCAACAAAAAAGAGAAAUCAUUUGUAACUUGAAAUGACCCUGACAUGAACAGACUGUGUAAAACAGGCUAAGUAGAUGGUGAAACUCAACCAUGAGUAUCUGUGUUUGUUUUUGAAGAAAUGUACCUGUUGUUUUGGUACCUGGUUUGAUAAUGUUAAGAUUUUGUUGAGGUAACUUUUUGUUAUUUGGCCAGCAGCAGGGUCAGUCCUGCAGUAUACAUGUGUUUAGUUUGGAAAGGGUAAACGAUACCAGCAAGAGCGUAUGUGUGUAUCAUCCGUUAUAAAGAUGCUGAGAGGGUGGCAGCUAUGAGCUCCCUAAAAAUCAUUCCAUAUGAUUUCCAACUUUUUGUGUAAAAUGUUUUUCUGAAAAUUCUUGAUCUGUUUUUCACUGUUCUUUGAUUUUCUUCUGCUCUUUGUUUUCCUUCCCCACUUGACUGUUUUGAUUUGCUAUAUUACUACUUCACAGUAGAUUUGCUAUAUUGUACUUGAGUCAAACAGAUCUUGUAAUUCAUGGUGCUGCAGUUGUUUUCGUUUUAAGUUAUUUACAGUUAAAUCCAGUUAUGUUUCCCACAAAUCGGUUGAUUCAAUUCGCCAUCUGUAAUUUGGAAUCAAACUUUUGCCAGAAAUGCAUCCUAGUAAUCGUUAACACCUUUUUGUGCUGGAAUGCAGUGACAGUGAGAAGUAAGAAGAAUAUAUAUAUAUAUUAUUUUUACUCCGUUGUUGGGUUUGUCGUCUCUUUUGAAUCCUGUCGGAUUAGUUUUAUCAAAAUGUAUUGAGAAUAUAUUUCUCUCCUUCUGACCAUUCCUUACAUUCCAUAUGCCACCUGAGAAAACAGGAGGAUGGUUUGAACGGUAUAAAAAAGCUGCUGUGUUCUCCUUAUUUGUUGCUGCUUCAAGAAGUCUCACUUUCCACAGAAUUAGGGUCCUUACCAACUGAAUACUAAACAAAAAGAUGAAAAUCACAAUGCAAAAUGAGUCAUGUGCCAUGACCACAGCAUUGGGACUUUCAAUCAACGUUAAAUGACAUUGCUGAUGCACGCUGGGAGUUGUAGUACCCUAGUGCCAGGAAGAUGGAAAUCGUUCAGACUGGACAGUCUAAUUUGGUUGGGAGUAAAUGUCUUUGGGGCCCCAGGAACCACACUGGGGCUUCGGAAAGAGGGACUGGCCAGCUUGACCGGACACUUGACCUUUCUUCUUAUUGCCUCAUCCACAGACGUAAGGUACUCACUGUUUGAAUGAAUGUUUGACAGAAUACUUCCUGAAAAAUGUCACCCAAAAUUACCAGCACCUUAAUUAAAGAAAUAACCCCUAAAAUGAAACAAAAAUGACAAUGUAUGAUCCUGUGUACUAUCAAAUGUGUUAAACUGUAAAGAUAAAUCUAGUACACUAAAUUUGCCGCAUGAUAUUUAUUUUCUGGGACUGACAGAUGGUCGGAUUGGGAUGAUUAGGUCUGUUGACAAAGUCUUUGUUUUUACUCUUCACUUUCGACUCCCAGAGAAACUGGACACUGCAUUUUUUUGGGGGGGUGACGUUUAACUCGUUUUAUUUUUUACACAACAUAGUGGUGACUAUGUGGACUCCCCCAUCCAAAAGAGAAAAAAGCAGAAGAGAUGUUAAUGCAUUUUCAUAAUAAAGUACUGAUGAUGUAUUUAGAAAAA